AAAUAAAAAAAUAAAUCCAAGAAGCCUUUUUCCGAAAAAACACUUGAACAAGCAAUCACACAAAAGCGAAGUUCUCAGGAUUUUCUCUUCACGAUCGUGAAGUUGGGUCAUCGACAACAACAACAACAACAACACCAUGUAUCAUCCAACAAGAGGCGGCGUCCGUGGCGGUCGAGAUCAAUUCACUUGGGAUGAUGUGAAGGUUGAUAAACAUAGAGAGAACUAUCUUGGUCAUAGUAUCAAGGCACCUGUUGGCAGAUGGCAGAAAGGGAAAGAUCUUUUCUGGUAUGCCAGGGAUAAAAAGUCCCAGACAGAAGAAAUGGAGGCUGCAAAAGAAGAGAUCAAAAGAAUUAAGGAAGAGGAGGAGCAGGCAAUGAGGGAAGCACUUGGCCUAGCUCCUAAACGUGCUAACCGUCCUCAAGGUAACCGUCUUGAUAAACAUGAGUUUUCAGAACUGGUGAAAAGAGGGUCUACAGCAGAAGACUUAGGUGCAGGUCAUGCUGAAGCAGCAAGCGUUCAAGGUCUUGGUUUUGCAAAAGCACCCCAGCCUUGGGAAGAACCCGGAUCCUCAAAGCUUUCUCUUAGUGGUACACCAGCCGUGGAGGAAAAUGCAUCUGUUCCAAAUCAGUCUGAAAGGAAGGCUGAAGAUGCUUCUGAGGAUGAAAGUAGAAGAAAGAGAAGUGAAGAGAGGAAGGAAGAUAAACGUGAAAGGCGUGAGAAGAGGCAUUCACGCGAGGACAGAAAGCACGAGAAGCGUGAGAAGAGGCAUUCUCGUGAUUCAGACGACAGGAAGAGACACAAGAAAGAUAAGAAGAGAAGACAUGAUUCAGAUUGAAUAUGGUCUUCUGUUGGUUGUCAUCAUCCAAUGUGAUUUUUAAUCAGUUUCAUAACCAAGGGUUUAUCUUGUCAAAUUAGUCAGCAAUCCAAAAGCCUGAGUUUACCGUAUCAAGACAUUGGUACUAACAGUCAAGGUAUUCUUAUGUGGUGUUUAAAGUUGGAAAGUCUUGUAAAAGAGAAAUGAAGCCAAACGCAUCUAUUUAAUGCUUUGAAAUUGGAGUGUUUUGUUGUGUAAAAAUUGAAGUAUGUCUUAGGUUACUUCUUUGCCUUGAUGAACUGUCAUUUGAGCUAACUUGAUCCUUCAAUGUUAAUUAUUUAACUUUGAAAGAGGCCACUUACUUGCA
Molecule: messenger RNA, 1181 nt
Organism: Lotus japonicus
Lineage: Eukaryota; Viridiplantae; Streptophyta; Magnoliopsida; Fabales; Fabaceae
Exons: 4
Coding region: 137-835 (232 amino acids)
Source: RefSeq, a predicted model, not a curated record